Molecule: messenger RNA, 489 nt
Organism: Rhipicephalus microplus (southern cattle tick)
Lineage: Eukaryota; Metazoa; Arthropoda; Arachnida; Ixodida; Ixodidae
Product: ubiquitin-conjugating enzyme E2 Z
Biological process (GO): negative regulation of apoptotic process
Cellular component (GO): nucleus
Molecular function (GO): cysteine-type endopeptidase inhibitor activity
Source: RefSeq, a predicted model, not a curated record
AUGGCCCCGAACAACUGGGACCCGCUCAUCUUCGCCCACGAGCAGCCGUCCGAGCAGUGCACGGUUAGGGUGAAACGGGACCUGGCCGAGUUCAACGCAAAUCCUCCACCGGGCAUCUUCGUUGCGGCUGAAGAGAAUAACAUCUCCAAGGUGCACGCCAUCAUCGCGGGCCCCGUGGGGACGCCGUACGAGGGGGGCUUCUUCCAAUUCUUUCUCAAGUUUCCAACCGACUACCCGAUGAGUCCACCACGGGUGCGACACAUAACCACGGAUGCCGGCCGGGUGCUCUUCAACCAGCACUUCUACCGGAGCGGUGAGGUGUGUCUGAGCAUCCUGGGCACGACAACGGGACCCGCCUGGAGCCCCGUCCAAACGCUGUCCACCUUGCUGGUAAGCGUGCAGUCGAUGAUGAACGAGAAGCCGUACUUCGAGGGUUUUCCGCGCAGAGGAAACGCCGGGAGCAUCGGACCAAUACAACGACCUCAUUAG